This is a messenger RNA of Hydractinia symbiolongicarpus, 1867 nucleotides long. Its product is annotated as slit homolog 2 protein-like. The transcript is spliced from 2 exons. The record is from RefSeq and is a predicted model, not a curated record. Gene Ontology annotation, molecular function: protein binding. The coding region runs from base 138 to 1526 and encodes 462 amino acids. Gene Ontology annotation, cellular component: plasma membrane. Lineage: Eukaryota; Metazoa; Cnidaria; Hydrozoa; Anthoathecata; Hydractiniidae.
UCGAUCGAAUAAAUAUUAUGUGUUGUAAAAAUUAGAUUCCUGUAAAAGUGAAAUGAAUGUGCAAUACGAAUAAUAAAAUAAGCAUAAGGAAACUAAACUUGGACUUUUAAAGGCAUCGAAAGAAAAUAGAAUUCGUUAUGGCAUAUCGUUACGAUAAUAAAAGGAUGAUGAAAAUAUUUGGUUUACUCUGGAUUGCGUUGGUUGAUAUGGCUGUGGGAGAUAAAUUAUUUAGUUGCGAAGUAUGCAAAUGUUAUGGAGCUACAGUAGCUUGUGUCAACAAGAAUUAUUCUUCUGAAGAUUUGCAAGGUAUUGCAAGAAGUUUACCUGCACACACAACAGAUUUGAGGGUAGAAAACACCAACAUCACCGACUUUUCAAUCAAGGUUGUACCUGCCAAUGUUCGGUUAAGGAAACUUAUUCUGGAUAAUAACCGAAUUCGAAGCUUCCCAAAAGACUUAGGAAAUUCUUUUCCUCUUCUUUCCUUCAUAUCAGUGCAAAACAAUGAGCUAAAGCUACUCAAAACAAGUGACUUCUUCAACUUGUCAUGCCUUCGUCAUCUGGUUUUAACGUCUAAUCAUUUAAUUGAAGUUAACGACACCACAUUUCUUGAACUUACAAAAUUAAGGUUUCUUCGUUUGAACAAGAAUCUUAUUUCCAAAUUACACAUCAAUGCAUUCAAAGGACUUCACGAACUUUCCAUCUUAGAUGUAAGCGAGAACAAAAUAGUUAAAUUAAUAUCAGGCGUGUUUGAUAAUCUGGGGAGUCCUGGUAUUAUGCUGAAAUUGAACAAAAACAAUAUAAAAAAAAUACCGAACAAUUUAUUUGGAAAGUCACCACAAAUAUCUUCGCUGUAUCUUUCUGACAACAAAAUAUACGAACUAGCAGACAGAGCAUUUUAUGGGUUAUCUGUAAACGUAUUGUUAGAUUUAACAAACAACAAUAUUACAAGUUUUCAACUGUCAACUUUCAAAAACUUCAAAAUCACAGUACUGUACCUGAACCAAAAUCCUUUGCAUUGUGAUUGCGACCUAUACAAAUCGUUUUCCCCCUUGUUGAGUAUUGGAACUUUUAUUUUUGGCGAGUGUGUUUCACCAUCAUUGGUUAAACAAAAAUCAAUUUCCUUUCUGACUGCAAACAAAAAAUUGGUAUGCAACGGGUGCGAUUUAAAUCCAUGUCUUAAUAACGGAAGUUGUUCUUCGACUCUUGCGCCAAACUUUACUUGUGCAUGUAAUGUUGGAUACGCAGGUCAUAGAUGUGAGAUCUCAUGUAAAAACAAACAACAAUGUCACGAAAAACAAUAUUGUUACAAUGAAACCACUGCAGCCCACGUUGCAUCGUGUAUAUGUGCAAAUGGUACUAGCUUUCACGACUGCACAAAUAAAGCUUCGUCGCACAAGAAUUUGACUUGGGUAUAUGGAAUAAUAUGUUUCGCUGUUCUGCUAACACUUUUGAUUGUGUUUUUUAUUUACAACAGAAGACGAUCUAAAAGGUCCACUACAGUCACCUAUAAAAAUGUAAAUAAGUAAAAACGAGUGAACACUUAUAUAUCAGCAUCUGCUAUUCUUAGUUCAUAGGUGAGCAUUACGUCCAAUUAUCUAGCAAUGCCCACUUAGUUAGCAGUGUAUCCUGACUGAUCUCGGCAAGGCUACUUGUGUUUGCACGUUAGGAACUGACUGCUUCUACCUUCAACUGUUACAUUAUAGCAAGCUAUUGCACUCGGAAAAUGAACAACAUAGCUACAUACAUUCCAGUUUUAGUUCGGACAAAAAUUAUUGCGUAACAAUAAUUUGACGAAUUAGCAGUAUAAAUUUGUGCCAUUUUUUUUAUUUUCAGACGUUUUUUUUCUCAAUAAAUUUUUUUUUAUGAA